Molecule: messenger RNA, 1004 nt
Organism: Paraphaeosphaeria sporulosa
Lineage: Eukaryota; Fungi; Ascomycota; Dothideomycetes; Pleosporales; Didymosphaeriaceae
Exons: 1
Coding region: 16-945 (309 amino acids)
Molecular function (GO): protein binding
Source: RefSeq, a predicted model, not a curated record
CAGCGAUUUCCCACGAUGCCAUCGCUACUAUCGCUACCUCUCGAGAUACGGGACAAUAUCAUCGAUUACGUCAUCACAUCUCAGCGCGACCCACCUACUGCCCGGAAUGAUCAUUCGUCCAGAAGAGACACGCGCAUUCAAUUCGAAGACACCCACUGGAAGGAAAUUGGCAACUUGAUCUACUUCGAGAGCUCUCCAACGGCUUUUCGACCUGCAUUCGGCGGCUUGUUGCUCGCCUGUCAGCAGCUGCGCGCGGACACCCUGAAACGAGUGUCUAAAGCGGACGUCCCCAUGAUCCUGGAUGUACUAGCCGUCAAUGAAGAGACGAUAUGGGUGACUUGGCUUUCCCUGCCAUUAAUUACGGGACGUAUGAUCGAAAAGCUUGAUAUCCAGUAUCGGUAUCAAUACGACGGCCAGGAGCAAUCGGAAGAGACCACAAAUACACACAAGUGGACUCUCGAUUUUACAACGCAGCUGAGGUACCUUAUUUAUCGGAUCUUGGCUGUAGGCAGUGCCGGACCAUUGCCCGAUUCCAACCGGCGAAGACUCUGGACCGGAGCACGUUACAAAUUCAACGAUACCAUCCGCUUUGAACACGAGUAUAUCCCUCACUACAGCAUCCGCAUGCUCAGAUUUCAUGCUCCUCGACCUUUCGUGCCUCCCGAUGCAGCAACCAAUCUUCUGCACUCUGGGUACCGAACUGAGGUGAACGACAUGAUUGAAGAGGUGGCUCUUCGUAAUGUUAUCUACCAGGGCAGAAAGCACCCGGGAUGGAAGUUAGCACGAGAAAGAAUUGGAGGGAUUCUCUCCUUCUUCUAUUCGGGUAUGCUGGAUCUGGGUACAUACUCCGAUCUGAAUGACUUGUAUUUGUCCUACAGUAGUGACCCAUCCUGUGCGCAAAUUAUUGCAGAGAUUUUGGAGGGGCGCAAGGCGAACGACCUCUAAAGUUUCAUUAUCUUCGAUAGACUCGCAGAAUUGCCACGAUAGUAGACCCAGGUAUUGCA